Messenger RNA from Trichosporon asahii var. asahii CBS 2479, 2514 nucleotides. RefSeq lists its product as uncharacterized. The transcript is spliced from 4 exons. Lineage: Eukaryota; Fungi; Basidiomycota; Tremellomycetes; Trichosporonales; Trichosporonaceae. The record is from RefSeq and is a predicted model, not a curated record. The coding region runs from base 1 to 2514 and encodes 837 amino acids.
AUGGCCAAAGUUGAGCCAGUCACCCCCAAGUCUGAGGUUUCUCCUCCCCAGCCUACGCCCCACUCCAAGUGGAACACCGGGGAUGUCUCGCUCGUCACUUCCGACCAUGUAAUGUUCACGGUCGCGUCCUACCACCUUCAGAGCUGGUCGCUCGCGUUCCGUGAGACGAUCGGCUCGGGAGCAAAGACGCUCGACCUGCCCUAUGCGUCGUACACGCUCGAGCAGUUCCUCGACAUCGUCGACACCGGCAAGUUCGCAGUGAGCAGCAAAGCAAGUGUGCUCGUGCAGAUCGCUGCUCUGGCGCGAUUCCUCUCAGCACACCAGUGCGCACUGGCUACAGAGUUGUUCGUCCACCUGGUGCGCGCGCAUACGGACUGGUCGCCAAUCGUCUUCUUCCUCGUCGGUGUGCAUCUCGAUCGACCCGAACUCUGCGCCGAGAUCCUGGAUUCGUACCCUCGCCCCGAGGACAUGUUCUGGCUCUGCCCCGCACCCGAGUCCGCCGUGCUCAAGCCUUCCGAAAUUCCGUUCGAGGUCUUCGCUCAAAUCCCCCACACUUACCUCUGGGCUCUUCGCCUCACUCUCACCGGCGUCGAAAAGCUCAAGGUCGAAGGCUUCGAACGUCCCAUGGGCCCAGGACGAGCGCUUCAUCCACUACAUCAACCUCAGCCGCAAACAGGGAAGCCGUUUGGGGCCCCUGUUGCGGUCGAUCAAAACAAGGUUGGGAAGGUGGAGGAGGUAGGCGGCGAGGAGCAGCAAGAGAAGGUCACUGGCGAACCGGACGGCAACGAACGGGAUCUCGUCCAGCCAGCAGUGCCGGCCGUCUGGGAGGAACCCGACAUCAGAGACGAGGCCACAACCCAGAAUAUCGCUGUGGAUAUCCCGAAAUCGUUGGAGGAUGCGGCUAUGAACGGAUACACUGCUGAAGCGCUCGAAGAUAUACCACUGUCGGCGGACACCGACCAAGCUGUUGAGAACAUGGUCAGGAUUGAGUCCCUGGGUGGCUCUCCAGAGCAUACCUCCUCGGUAACCCCUGCUCUUGCCUCAGCAACGGAGAAGGACACCGGCUUUAACGACGCUAUGAAGGAUGACGUGCAUGAUAACGACCUUGUGCAUAACAGAGGCUCGGUCGACAAUGAGGGUUCGGAUGAGACCAUCGCUUGUGCAACUGUGAAGGAUGAGAUGACGAACGUCCACAACCCUACUACGGGGAGGGCAACCUGCAACGGCCCUGCCCUCACGCGGGACAGGCAAGACUCAUUGGCCAGUCUGUCAAGCGAGACUGACAGUUGCUGGGACUCUUCAGAGGGCACGUUACGGUCGGGCACUCUGCCUGAAGAGGCAGAGGAAAACCCGCUUCCGGUGCAGAAUGUGCAAAAGAAGGACGUCAUCGUCGAAGCAGUCGAUGUCGGCGUCUCGCCCCAGCAAGCUCAGUUCGUUGUCCUCGAGUCGGUCACGGAAGAGGACGAUGUGACGGCGAAUGCGCAAGCCGGCUCAAACAAUGGAGACGCCCUGUCCGCCAAGGUACGAGCCAGAGACAACGUGGCUGAUGACAAAGCAGCGCCUGCAGCGCCGCUGAACGGCGAGCAAGUCAUCAUAGACCCACACGUCCCGACGGCCGUAAACCCUGAAGCCGCUGUCGUCGCCUCCAGAACCGACCUCACGGCCACCACUAAGGCUCCCACGACCACCACUAUACCUGUGAUGACCCAGACCAAAACGAAGUUGCAACAACAAUCGAAGCGCGAUGUGAAGCCACUCGUGCUCACACUGCGCAUUGCUGUAGCACUCCCCCUCGUUGUUGUGGUAAUGUACUGUGCACCUAGACCCAGGUCGAUGUCAGACCUGUUCGUUCCCUCAUCGUCCUCUCCCAUCGACAUGUCCCACCCCAUCAACGAGACUCCCGAACCAGCCGUCAAUGCCAAGUGGCAGCAUGGCUCCUUCGAGAUCAUCGCGAUGUUCCGUGACAUGUUGGCCACAUGCUCGGGCCCACAGCGAAUGCAGUUGGAAGAGCCCUCGCACACGAUUGAGCAGUUCCUCGACAUUGUCACAACCGGAGAGUUCCAACUGGCGCUCUCAGACGACAGCGGCGCCUCCACCGCGUUGGUCCAGUUGAGCCGUCUCGCCAAGUUCCUGCGCAAGUACGACUGCCCUGUGGCCUUGAGCAUUCUGCGCAACAGCGUUCGCUAUCGAGCCGACGCAGCUCUCAUCGCGUUGCUGUUGGUCGAGAUUCCUGACAAGCCCCGCCUCUUCAUCAACAGAUUGGAUUCCUUCACAGGGGAUGAGAAUUGCCUCUGGGUUGGGGGCAACACUCCCACAACCUCUUUCAAACCCAAGGCCGUUCCCUUGGAAGCUUUCGCGGAGCUUCCGAUCCAGUAUCACUGGGCCCUCAGGCAUGCUCGGGUUGGCAACCUGGAGCGCUCAGUGAUUCAGGGUGGCAACAAUCAGAUGAUGACUCCCGGGCAGAGGUUCCAGUGCCUGCUCGAGUCGGCCCAGGCGGCAGGCUCCAGUCCUUAG